This is a messenger RNA of Coniophora puteana RWD-64-598 SS2, 3588 nucleotides long. RefSeq lists its product as uncharacterized. Lineage: Eukaryota; Fungi; Basidiomycota; Agaricomycetes; Boletales; Coniophoraceae. The coding region runs from base 36 to 1913 and encodes 625 amino acids. Gene Ontology annotation, biological process: negative regulation of toll-like receptor 9 signaling pathway; apoptotic process. The record is from RefSeq and is a predicted model, not a curated record. The transcript has 17 exons.
GACGGUUCAGUUCGCCACUAGCUCUCACAAUCAGCAUGGCCUUGAACUCAGCAUCGAGUCCUCGUCUGUCCGUGUCAUCUGGCGACCCGUCACCUUCAACACCGUCCAGACUCAGUCCUCCGCCCAUUCAUGAUGUCCAAGAGGACAACGAGACUUGCUCAAGCAGCGAACUGACAGAACAGCAACUACGGCAGAUAUAUGAUGAUGAAGAGAUAGAGCGAUUCCUUCACCUCUUCUCGUCGUACGUCACAGAAAUUCGGCUACCGAGUAGCUCAACGGAAUCUCUGAACAUUCCCAUCGUCACGGGCGAAGAAGCUGCACGCCCACAUAAACCCAACCGAGAAGAUUCCGAUCCUUCCAGGCCUCCGCCGCUACCUCUUCGACAAGGACAAAAACGGUCUCCGUCUGAAACGAUUGCUAAUGAAUACUUGCGUCCUCUUCUACCUCCUGUGCCUCUCCCGACUCCUCCAUUCACCUUCAAACGUUUCCAACUCACCAGUCAGCGAUUGUACCUAGCAACUGUACCCAACUAUACGGCCUUUGCAUUGAAUAUGGUCCGUUUGGCGCUUUGGAAAGAUCACACAAGAAGCACUCGUUUCUGCCUUCUUUAUUGGAUUUUGUGGUAUUACGACUACUUACUUCCCGCCUUGCUGUGCCGCAUUAUCUUUGGCCUCUUGCGGCGCAGGAUCUUUCCGUAUCCCACUGCGAAAGAACUAGAGAGUCGUCGUCAAGACACGGCUCGUGCCGAUGAACUGGGGAACGAGAUCCAGAGGCGUCUGGCCGACUCUACAGUCGGGGUUGGCGAUGUAUGGGGUUUGUUCCGUACAUACAGACGUAUCAAGAAAAAACAAGCCGCAUUUAUCGCCAAGUCUGCAGCUAAUCAGACGAUUUCGGACGAAUCGCAAGCCGUGUCUGGCUCGCCGUUAGUAGGAGACGAGAACCCGACCGGCCUGGAGGAAUCUCAGUCGAGUAAAGAAGACCAAGAUUUGAAACGAGACAUUCUGCAUGCGAUGAAUGAGAUUGCCGAUAUUCAUGAACGCGUCAAAAAUAUAUUCCUCUGGCGCAGACCGUCUGCGUCCCGGAUAUAUACCAUUGCCUUAGUCAUUUUGCUGGCAGCUGUCGUUGUCUUACCCGCUCGUUACCUUGCCAAACUGACAUAUCUCGUCACGGGGAUCGCCUUUUGGCACCUGGUACCUGUCAUUGCAGCUCUAUCACCGUCUGACCGCGCUCGUCUACCACCAGCAUUUGACAAUGUUCCCACUGAUGCCGACUACGCCAUGGACUUGAUUUCUCAGCGGGUAGCGAAUGGGCUGGAUGUGCGCCCGAAGUCUAGGGCUCGACCCCCAAACCCAAGCCCAUCACCCACGAAUGCAAGCACAUCUAACCUGCCUGUCUCUUCACAUGUCUUUGAACAAGAGGCUACUCCGCGGUCUAAGGAUGGACUGAAUUGGCAAAAGAUGGGCACCCAUGUCGCUCGAGGUAAAGCAUGGGUGGAAGAUGGUAAACGUCUAUUAUCGACAGGACACCUUGCGUUGCCGAGUGAACGCGAUGCGUCUUCUCUGCGAUCCAGACAUCCCCCUACCCAGGUGGCGUCAAACCCUGUGCCAGGGGAGACGGUGACCCAUACGUACCCCGCACAACAUACUUCAGGACCGGGUCUAAUCACGCUGACAAAUAUGACAUUCUUCUUUACGCCACUUGCUUCAUUAAAGGCGAAGCUACAAAUACCCCUUGAUCAGGUGGCAGGUGUGAAGAAGACUGGACUCGUCAAGGGACUCUCUCUGACCUGGACGACAAACGAUGAUGGAACGUCAGAAAAGCAAGAGAAGUUUCUGUGGACGGCAGAACGUGACGAUCUGUUCGCGAGGCUAUUGGGAUCGAGCGGAAAAGGUCGCCAGUGGAUGCGAAUCUAGAGCCAGUGAAGUUGCCUUCUGUGUAGCUGAACUGUUCCACAUACACGUGCACUUCCCUAAUGACCUUCUAUCUUAUUUCAAUGCCCUAUGCCUUGCGAUCGGUUGCUUUUGCUUCGAAGAUGGCGCGAAUCCGUGAAGACAUACUUGGCUACACACUUACCCUGCUUGUUUUGCCUUGUUUCCUCUCGUUCUGCGCUGGUUCACUGCUUGUCAAAAUCCAGCUGGUCUGCUUCUUCCGUAGCGGAAAGACUGCGCAUUUAUGUACCGUAAAUACUGAGCUCUGCUUCGUUCUGCCUUGGCUUGUUUCCUCUCCCUCCCUGUCCACUCUGCCUUGGUCCUUGUGCCGGUGAGGUUAAUCAUGUUUUUCUCCGCCGAAGUACUAUCAAAGCGCGACAAUGGAUUCGGAUUACUAUGGCUUGCUGCGACCCUAGGAUCCAAGUCCUCUUUCAAAAAGUUACCCAGACGUUCUGUACUCUCCGCGGACCUGGCCCAACUCUGCGACAAUAUUGCUACCCCAUCAGAACCUUUGGCCCUUCGUCUGUCAAGCAACCUGAUGGUGGGAGCAGCUCGGUAGGUUCGACGGUGGACUCGUAAAUCACUUUCUCAAGCUUCACAUCCCUGUUCAGCGUCUACAAAGUCAAGCAAGAAUUUUUGUUAACCGACGUGACCGCAUGCUAUGGCUCCCUUAAACGCGUUGUCCAGGAAUUUCACUCAUCAGCACCUUCUGAUGCUCAGAUCCAGAUGGCGCAGGCCAGCGUGCGCCCAUCUGCGGUGACGAUAUCUUUCGAUUCGAAUACAGUGUUGGCAAUGGACUUCACCAAUUUGAUUGAUGACUGGAGUGGCUAUCUUAACAUUGGAGAAUCGGUAACCUAUGAAGAACAAAGUGAAUAUGGCGAAACUCAAGCUGCCAUGAAGUCAAAGGGGCGGCAGACAGUCUUGAAGCCAGCAAACACCUUGUUGGACGAAAGUCACGAGUUCUUGAUCAGUUCAUCCUUUGACGGUGCUUCAGGUGUCAGAGGCAAUGCACCGUACAUAUCUUCUUCCCAACAGGAGGGGUUUCACGACGAUUACUUCGAUGUCUUGGACGGUGGGGAGCUUGAAAAUGUUUUCGCAGAAGAAAUGGCAAAAGAACUAGGCGAAGGAUGGGCAGCCCCUCCGUCGGCUCUAAUGUCACCUGCGGAGGCAGUAGAAGCUCGCCGCAAUGAUCUGCCUGUUGACAGAGCCAUUGAAGCGGCACAUAGCAAUAUUAUGCUUCGGGAUGAGACUGUCCCACUAAAUGAGGAAUACGGCGAAGGACCAAAUGAAAUGCAGAUGUAUGAACCUAUGGAAGAACAAGCCUCCCAGAAAGAAAAAAAUCGCGCACCAGAGCUUAUUCCAAGCCCCCGUGUUGGUGCAUCACCCCUUGAGCCAAGUCCUCCAGCGCCAGACUCGAAGGAAACAAACAAGGCACCAGAAACCGCUCGAGUUGGGCGCAAGCCGCCAAAGGCCUCUAGAUUGCAGUUCGACUUUCGCAUAGAACUGACAGAUGACGAAAUGAAGGUGGUGAUUUUUGAAUCUGGUUAUCAGUUUACUCAUUUCCCUACGUCUACAAAGGCUUCACGUGCUGAUUACGUUGAAGGACAAGAUGCCAUCAGGCAAGCUGUGAUGCUCAAAAGGUUCGAGAGAGACAGUGGCC